Molecule: messenger RNA, 1657 nt
Organism: Hypomesus transpacificus
Lineage: Eukaryota; Metazoa; Chordata; Actinopteri; Osmeriformes; Osmeridae
Product: arf-GAP with dual PH domain-containing protein 2-like
Exons: 11
Coding region: 170-1264 (364 amino acids)
Biological process (GO): positive regulation of GTPase activity
Cellular component (GO): plasma membrane; intracellular membrane-bounded organelle
Molecular function (GO): GTPase activator activity; phosphatidylinositol bisphosphate binding
Source: RefSeq, a predicted model, not a curated record
GUUUGUGUGCAGAACAAUAACCUACAUGUUGCAUUGUCAGGAGAGGAAACGUCCGAUAUAGUAACCAACUGCUCAGUAGUUCACCGACCGAGCAUGGAGAAAAGCAGCGAUGAUAAGUGCAAGUUAGAAAAAGACUCAUUUUAUUUGUUGGGACACUGCUGGUCUACUUAUGGCAAAUUGGGACAGAAACAAGAGAUUUCUGCUUGAAAUGGUGAAACAGCCAAGCAACAAUGUAUGUGCUGAUUGUGGAGCCUCUGAGCCAGACUGGGCCUCCUAUACUCUGGGGAUCUUCUUAUGUGUGAACUGCUCUGGAACUCACCGGAACCUGCCUGACAUCAGCAAGAUCAAGUCCAUCCUUCUGGAUUUCUGGGACGAUGCACUGGUGGAAUUUAUGCGGGAAAAUGGAAAUGCCACAGCCAAAGCCCGAUAUGAGAAGUGUGUUCCUGCCUUCUACUAUCGACCACGAGAGAAGGACUGCUGUAUUCUUAAGGAACAGUGGAUACGUGCAAAGUACGAGAGACUAGAAUUCUCGGAAGAGGGUAACUACUACCAGCAAGCCUAUAGUUCAGGCAUUUAUGAAGGAACUCUGUGGAAGAAGAGCAAUGACAACAAGCAGUUUGUGAGAAGGAGAUUCCUGCUUUCCCAGAAGGACCUCAGUCUCCGGUACUUCGUUAACGAGGACUCCAAGACACCCAAGGAGGUGAUCUCUAUGAAGGACCUGAACGCCAUCUUCCAGCCAGAGAAGAUAGGUCAUGCCCACGGUCUCCAGAUCUCCUACCAACAGGAGGGGCGGGGCAGAAACAUCUUUGUUUACCACGACAACGGUCAGGAAAUCGUUUUCUGGUUCAAUGCAAUUCGGGCCACCAGGCUAUCCUACCUCAAGAGGCUCAACCCUAGUGCCCUGGAAGAAGAGCUAAUACCGCUAAUAACCAGAACAAGCCUAAAGGAAGGCUACAUGGAGAAAACUGGCCCAACGCAAUGGGAACCGUUCAAGAGGAGGUGGUUCAUACUGAAUGCCACGGACAGAAAGCUGCUGUAUUUCAAAACCUCACUGGAUGCAGUGGAGCUGGGUGCUGUUUUCAUUGGUACAGAGAGUCAUGGCUACUCUGUGAAGGAGUGUCAGCCCAAACACACCCGUGGCUGCAAGUGGCGCUGUGGGGUCUCCAUGGAGACACCGGACAGGCAGUUUGUCUUCAUGUGUGAGCAAGAGCAGGACCAGAAGGAGUGGCUAGAGGCCUUCAGAGAAGUCAUCUCACAACCAUGACUCCACAACACUACACCACUGAGGCCAGCCUUAGAAGGAGAACAUGAGUGCAAGAACUAUGGAGGAGGAGACCAUUCUCAUGAGGAGAAUCAUGUUUUACAUCAGCAUGUCUAAUGAACAUUUCAAGUGGCUGUUAAUUGUACCUUUUUAUUAUACUUCCAUGCAGGUAUUUCACUGUAUACAGUAUUUUAUUUUAGGUUAAAUGCUGAUAACUUUGCAUUAUUCAUGUAGAAAGUCAAGUGCAGGUAUAUAAGAAAUAUACCUUUUGAGUGUCACGUCAAAAUAAUGGGAGAACAUAAAUAAAUCAUUUGGUAUCGUUUUCAUGUUAGCCCUCUUUCACAUGCUAUUGAGAAUAAUUAAAAAAUGAUUCAAAUAAAACGAUUGUCUUUGGUC